AAAAAGCCUUAAAUAAACACGAAGAGACGAGCGUUGUUACUUCAGUUCUCGGUAAAGGGAGGGAGAUGGAGAGGGAUAACGAGUGAAUAUGAGUCAUAGUGAGAGAUAGAUAGAUAGGCCUAUUCUUGUAAUUUUGACCAACUGUUUCUCUCUCUCUCUCUCCGGUGAAGAGUUUCCGGUCAUUACGGUGAACUCUAUCACGGAACUUAAAGGUCUGCGUUUGGUUGCCUGUGGAAUUUUUUUGUUGAGUUUUCCGGUGACUUUCCGGCAACUCGAGGGAGAAAUGUGCCGUUUGAUCUUCUCUGAUCACGUUUAAUUUCAAUUUUGCCCCUCAAUGUCUUGACUUUUUUAAAAUCCAUUUUUUAAGGAUAAUUUGCUUUUGUUGAUUAUUUUGAAACGACCAAUCAUGACUUGAUUUUGUGCUCAUUAAAGUCCCAAAGUUUUAAGCUUUAACUAUUAUUUUAUCUUUAAACCAUUUUUUGUGAAUCAUGAUAUUUACGUGUGAAGGUGGAAUUGAUUUAUUUCAAUAGAUUUCUACUAAUGGUAAAUGACUUAGUGCUCAAUGAAUGACAAAGAAAUGAUGUUUGUGUUGUUGGAUAACGACGCGUGAGUUGAUUUGGUUUUCGCUUUGGUUGAUUGAGUGGAAAGUUUGAGAUCGUGAGUUGAGCUUAUUAUUUCUUUCUUAAAUUGGUGUUAAAUUAAUUUGAGUUUCCUGAUAUAGUGGUUACUGCAACAGGCAUUAACCACUUGAAAGGAGCUUCAAUUCCAAUUUUUUUUUGCAACCCAAAUUUGGUGUCGACAGGUCACUAAAGAUUGGUCAAAUUUUGGUGGGGGUGUUUCUGUUGAAAUGACAGUUUCUUCGACUAGAUUUUCUUGCUGGUUCUGGAGUGGUAGUAAAGAGAAAGAGCCUAUUUCAAAUGCAUCUUCAUUAAGUUCACAAUCAAAUGAGUGGACUGCUUUUGGUGAUGCUGCAAAAUUACCAUCAACUAGGAUAACUUCAACACCAAGAAGGGUUAAGAAAAAAUGGCAAAGUAGGGAAGAGAGGAAGAUGGUGGAUAAGGAAUAUGAUGUUGUGUUGGUGCCAUCCGAUGGUGGUGUUUGUUCAUUAGGAUCUGAAUCUGAUGAUUCUGAUUGGUCCAUUGGGUGGUUAGAACCUCAUGGGGCUGACUUUCUGUCUGAUCACUCUGAUGAUGAAUCUGAUGAUAGUUUUGCAGUGUUGGUUCCUUGUUAUAGGCCUAAUUCCAAGCAGAUUUUUGAGGGUUCAAAUAACCAGCUCUUUACCGUAGUCAAGAAUCGAUCAAAUGAACUCUCCCCUGAGGGAAACAACUUUAUGGAGCAGUGGCUUCAUUCUCUUCGGAGUUUCUGAAGUCUACUACCCUACCAUCUAUUACAUAUGCCGUUGCUGAAAUAGUUCUUCAUCCAGUGAUACAGUUGAAGAACGAGGUAUAUUAGCGUAUGAAAUAAGAAAAUAAAACUAGAGAAAAUGAAUUCGGAUCAGGAAAAGUAACUGGUAGUUUCUGCAUCUGCUUCUUCAGUAGACUCUCCAAGGACUAACGUGCUUCUUCAUUGAGAGUAACGUCGUUCAGAAAUUAGAGCCACAUGCUAAAUCCGCAGAUGUUUCCUAGUGCAUCUCACAUUUUGAUAGUUGUGCUUUCACGAUUAGUAUGUGAUAGUAAGCAGAUCAACCAAUUUGGAAGAAAAGCCUUAAUCAUGGUGGAAUUUUGUGUGUAAAUACUGAUACAUGAAUAUGUGAAAUAUGUCUAUGCUAUUAGCCCUCUGCUGUGUAAAUAAAAUCUUAUCUUGGCCAUAGUUGAUCAUUGGCAAACUUCAUAACCCCUUAAAUAUAAAUUUUCUAGUCUCAUAUUGUGUUUA
Mangifera indica (mango) is the source of this 1872-nucleotide messenger RNA. RefSeq lists its product as uncharacterized. The record is from RefSeq and is a predicted model, not a curated record. Bases 848 to 1366 code for a protein of 172 amino acids. The transcript has 2 exons. Lineage: Eukaryota; Viridiplantae; Streptophyta; Magnoliopsida; Sapindales; Anacardiaceae.